Messenger RNA from Haliotis rubra (blacklip abalone), 1406 nucleotides. Its product is annotated as ras-related protein Rab-14. Gene Ontology annotation, cellular component: Golgi apparatus; phagocytic vesicle; recycling endosome. The transcript is spliced from 9 exons. The record is from RefSeq and is a predicted model, not a curated record. Bases 223 to 867 code for a protein of 214 amino acids. Gene Ontology annotation, biological process: phagosome maturation; endocytic recycling; defense response to bacterium. NCBI's taxonomy places the organism in Eukaryota, Metazoa, Mollusca, Gastropoda, Lepetellida, Haliotidae. Gene Ontology annotation, molecular function: GTPase activity; GTP binding.
GCCGCUAGAUGGCAUGGUAAACCCAUCGAAAACAUUGCCCGACGCCAUUUUGUGAUUUCUUAAGGAAAGAGAGAUCGAAACUGAAGCAUUUCUUGUCUGUUUUCUCCAUUUUACAAGGAUAAAAUCAGGUCCUCCAUUUGCCUCAACUUGCACAUGCUGUGUUGAUUGCUUGAAGAAUUUUUUCAUCUUUCUCUGUCAUAUUAGGUUAUACCAGAAGACAAGAUGGCCGCCGGCCCGUACAACUACAGUUAUAUUUUCAAAUACAUCAUCAUUGGUGACAUGGGUGUUGGCAAAUCUUGCUUGCUCCAUCAGUUCACAGAAAAGAAAUUUAUGGCAGACUGCCCUCACACAAUAGGCGUGGAGUUCGGAACUAGAAUUAUCGAGGUUGCUGGCCAGAAGAUCAAGCUGCAGAUCUGGGACACAGCCGGGCAGGAGAGGUUCCGUGCAGUCACUCGCAGCUACUACAGGGGGGCAGCAGGGGCACUCAUGGUCUACGACAUCACCAGGAGGAGCACCUACAACCACCUGAGCAGUUGGUUGACGGACGCCAGAAACCUCACCAACCCAAACACAGUUAUAUUCCUGAUCGGCAACAAGUGCGACCUGGAAGCCCAGCGAGAUGUCACAUACGAGGAAGCAAAACAGUUUGCAGAAGAAAAUGGCUUGAUGUUUCUUGAGUGCAGUGCUAAAACUGGAGAGAAUGUAGAGGAUGCUUUCUUAGACACAGCAAAGAAAAUCUACCAGAAUAUACAAGAUGGCAGCCUGGACCUGAAUGCGGCUGAGUCCGGAGUACAGCAUAAGCCAGCCACGCCCCGCAAUGCCCUCAAUACGGAUCAGACCCCCAACAAAGAGGGCUGCGCCUGCUAGUUAACAAGCCAGGCUGGCAUCUUAACAAGCAUUGGUUCUGCCUUCAAUUCAGUCAUUCCAGCGCCAACUGUCCACUGCUUGUAUGCAUACAGCAGUACACAUGAUGCAGUGUCGAUAUCAAUAGCUGACAGUUGCCGACAGCGUUCAUCCUCCAUGUCAUCAUCACCAUCAUAGGAUGUGACCCCAGCAUCAUCAACGUCUUCACACAUCCCGUUUGCUCGAACACCAGUUUGUUCCAGGCAAUCAGAGAUCACUCAAGUAUUCAAGCUGGGUGAUUUGCUAUGUUCAUAACUGCAAUCUGAUUGGUCUGUACCAGUUUGAAUGGAGCUCAUUUGCCAGCUGUUACAAGUUGAUGUUGUAACUGAUUGGUCAGUUCUCUGAAUGCUUGCAGCUGAUUGGCCGGAUGUGUGAGGACUGAUGUCACUUCUCUUUAUGUUCAUCUAUCUCUUACUGUUGUCAGACAUGGACACAGAUAACCUAAGUCUAUAACAUACACUUGAAGUUUAUACAUCAAUUUCUCACAAAUUACGAAUUCUAAA